AUAAGAAAGGCGGUGCCUACUGCACGGGACUGGGGGGCGGAGACAGGCUUCAAGUGUCAAUGUCAAAGAAGCCUGGAUAAUUUUUUUAAUCCAUUCUUCGGUCUACUGAUCGAGGUAUAAUUCAAGAGGAAGGAGGGUCCCACGGCAGCUCAAACAUUAACAACUCGGAACCGGACUUCAUAUUCAAGUGGUUUUAAGGAGGCAGGCAGGAUGAACUCUCUUCCUGGAAAAACUCUAUUGUCGCUAUGCAGACGCACUUCAAAUGGCGCGCUCAGGGUCUAUGGGGCCUCUGGUGUAACCAGCCCCGCGGACAACACCUGCCCUGCAGCCGCCACCAGGGCUUGUCACAGCGGGACGAGCCGCAAAGGGAGCGUGAGCACCAAGAAACGAGGCUAUGACAUUACCAGAAACCCGCACCUGAACAAGGGGAUGGGCUUCAGCCUGGAGGAGCGCCUCCAGCUGGGGAUCCACGGCCUGCUGCCUCCCUGCUUCCUCUCCCAGGAUGUCCAGGUGCUGCGUGUGAUGAAGAGCUAUGAAACGCGAAGCAACCCCCUGGACAAGUACAUUCUGCUGAUGACUCUCCAGGACAGGAAUGAGAAGCUGUUUUAUCGUUUGUUGACCUCAGAUAUUGAGGAGUUUAUGCCCAUUGUUUACACUCCCACGGUGGGGCUGGCCUGUCAACAGUAUGGCCUGGCAUUCAGAAGGCCAAGAGGGCUUUUUAUCACAAUACACGACAAAGGCCACAUUGCCAGCGUACUCAACUCAUGGCCUGAAGAAAACAUCAAGGCCGUUGUGGUGACGGACGGCGAGCGCAUCCUCGGUCUGGGCGACCUGGGCAGCUACGGCAUGGGCAUCCCCGUGGGGAAGCUGGCCCUGUACACGGCCUGCGGGGGGGUCGAACCCCAGCAGUGUCUGCCUGUACUCCUGGAUGUUGGCACUGACAACCAGGCACUACUUGACGACCCCUUGUACAUCGGACUGAAGCACAAGAGGAUUAGAGGCAAAGAAUACGAUGACCUCGUCGAUGAGUUCAUGCAGGCCGUGACGGACAAGUACGGCAUGCACUGCCUCAUUCAGUUUGAGGACUUUGCAAACAGCAACGCUUUCCGCAUCCUGAACAAAUACCGGAACCAUUACUGCACUUUUAAUGAUGAUAUCCAAGGCACUGCAUCAGUAGCUGUAGCUGGGGUCUUGGCUGCUUUGAAAAUCACCAAAAACAAGCUUUCAGACCACAAAUUUGUCUUCCAAGGAGCAGGAGAGGCUGCUCUGGGCAUCGCCAACCUGCUGCUGAUGGCCAUGGCCAAAGAGGGUGUGCCGAGAGCAGAGGCCGCCAAGAGGAUCUGGAUGGUUGAUUCCAAAGGUCUCAUCGUGAAGGGCAGAGGCAAUCUGAACCACGAGAAGGAGGAGUUUGCCCAGGAUCAUCCUCAUAUCAAGACCCUGGAAGAGGUGGUGCACACGAUCAAACCUACCACCAUCAUUGGAGUUGCUGCCAUCGCUGGAGCUUUUACCGAGAGCAUCAUCAAAGCCAUGGCCACCUUCAACGAGCGGCCAAUCAUCUUUGCCCUGAGCAACCCAACCAGCAAGGCAGAGUGCACGGCAGAGCAGUGCUACCAGCUCACAGAGGGGCGGGGUAUCUUCGCCAGUGGCAGCCCGUUUGACAAGGUGACACUGGCUGACGGGCGCACCUUCUACCCGGGCCAGGGGAACAAUGCCUACGUCUUCCCAGGAGUGGCUUUGGGUGUCAUCGCCGCCCGCGUGCGACACAUAUCAGAUGACAUCUUCCUGACUACCGCUGAGGCGAUUGCUGAAAUGGUAACGGAGGAAAACUUGGCAGAGGGGAGACUCUAUCCCCCUCUUAGCAACAUCAGAGAGGUGUCUUUCAAGAUCGCCGUCAAGGUGGUGAACUACGCAUACAAACACAACAUCGCCUCGAUCUACCCCGAGCCCAAGGACAAGGAGGCCUUCGUGUUGUCUCACAUCUACAGCCCAGACUACGACUCCUUCACCCUGGACUCCUACAGAUGGCCCGAGGAGGCCAUGAACAUGCAGGACGUGUGAGGGACACUCCCCGUCUCCCCUAGGCCACCCCACUGCCCAGGCCGACUGAUGGGCUUCACAGGCUGCGUUAUCAAUAGUUACAUGCAAUCUAUAUCUGUGGGCGCCCAUCUCUUGCGUAAUGAAAUGACGCACAGGUUAGGACCCCAACUAUCUACUACGAAAUCUAUUCUGGAUGCUGAGUUCCUCUAGAGACCUGCCUUCCUUGUUUUUGUGUUGUCCAAUUUGGUAUUUUGAUAUUAAGUAUAGAAGUGGCUUUUCUUUAUUUUAGCUGAAUAUAAUUUUGGAUCAGCGACGGUGGAAUGCUUUGUUCCUGUACCGGGAAAUAUCAAUUGCUGCUGUAUUUGCAUGUCCUGCCAAAACAUAAUAUAAAUAUAACAAUACUCCUUGUGCUUCUGAAUAUUCAAAUAAUUACGGUUGGACUUUUUGCAAUGCGUACAUAGUUAUGGCCAAAUGCACAAGUGCUCAUAGUGCCUGCGUCCACUAUCCCCUCAGGACUGAAAUAUCUCGUAUUUUGGUGAUUUAACGGAACUGAUGUUACGUGAUCUGGGCGUAUUCGUUUCCUUUGAACACUCCUUUCAAGAAAGCACAAAAACAGCCUACAUAUGAGACAGUGGGCCGUUUCGCUUUAUUUAGUUACAAAGCUACCAGAGUUGUAAUUCCAGACCCCAUAUUGAACAGCUCACCUCCUUGGCCCUGCCUGAUGGUUGCUUGAGGUGUAUACUAUGUCGGCGUGACCCCCCCCCCCCCCCCGCCCCUCCGAGUAGGUUAUCCUAAGCCCUACUUGUUCCACUGUUUGAGAUGUUGUCAUGGUUUUAUAGUCCAAAUGAGUCCUCUUUUAUAGGUUUGUUUUGUACCGUGGCUUUCUGUCUUCUCGGCUCAGCACUCGCACACCUCGGGAAGGUUUUGUUUGUAGUUCAAAUAAGGAAAUGUUGUGACAGGAUGGAAUGGAAUGGAAAAAAUGCAAUAAAUGUUGGAAAUACAA
Messenger RNA from Gadus morhua (Atlantic cod), 3040 nucleotides. RefSeq names its product malic enzyme 3, NADP(+)-dependent, mitochondrial (gene me3). The transcript is spliced from 15 exons. Gene Ontology annotation, biological process: pyruvate metabolic process; malate metabolic process. The record is from RefSeq and is a predicted model, not a curated record. Gene Ontology annotation, cellular component: mitochondrion. Gene Ontology annotation, molecular function: NAD binding; malate dehydrogenase (decarboxylating) (NADP+) activity. The coding region runs from base 211 to 2058 and encodes 615 amino acids. NCBI's taxonomy places the organism in Eukaryota, Metazoa, Chordata, Actinopteri, Gadiformes, Gadidae.